AUGCCCCAAGAUGCCAACUUAGAGGCUCUUGGGAGACACAGGCCCGCUGCUGGUGCUGGAGAGGACAUUUUCCGCAGCUUCGGACAGCAAGCACACGCAGAUGCCCGGGCGGCAGGAGAAGCAUGUGCGUUGGCUCAUCAACUGGUAGCCAGUGAGAGCCGAGGAGGUUCCUUUACUGGAGGCAACAUUCUUCCAGCUGCCCUGGCCGCUGGCCGUGUGGCGAAUCACGCGGACCGGACGGCAGCAACAGCCAGAGAAGGCGCUCAGCUCUGCAUGGGGAUCCUCGAAGAUGCAGUACAGGUGAAUGCCAGCGCCCUUGCUCGAGAAACAGCCAAGAGAUGUGCUGAGCAGGCCCUCCACAGCAUUGAAGCAGCGAUCCGAGCUGAGCAGCACAGCCGCUCUCUGAAGGAAGUCCUUGCGCAAACACUGAGUGUUGCAGAGCUUCAGGCAAGAGUCAGUUGUGGAAGUGCGGGCUUGCCAUCAGAUUUGGCUGGAGUGGCCUCCAAGCCGCCUCCCCAACCAUCCCUCAGCACCCGGUGGUGGGAGGACUUUCCACUCCAAGAGGUGGCUGAGGCCAACAUCGACUGGCCCUCACAGGACGUGUGUGAGUUCUAUGGCAACUUGGGCCAACACCUGGAGACCGCAGCGCGGAAAUGCAGCUUGGUCGGAGAUGGCCAUGCCUUCGAGGAAGACGCACGAGCGGUUGGCACCCUCGUCGAGUGGAGAUUCGCCAAGGCUGUGGCCCUUGGAAUCAACGAGGAGGAUGUUCUCAGUGACUCGGGACUUUGGCAUUUGGCAUGUUGGCGAGCGUCCGUUGGGGAGGAUCCAUCCAAACUACCACCAGAGUUGCGAAAACUUUUGAAUCGCUGCGGCUCAAGCCUUGUGUUGGCAUUGAGAGCAGCCUUCCAUACUCCUUUGCAGAUGCAGGAGGCGUUCACGCAUGAGAAGGUCGAACAGCUGCCCUUUGCUGGCACCUUUCAGCUGCCGCGUCGCGGGGUUGCUGCAGAGGAUGGAGAGUGGGAACGCGCUUGUGACGAGCUAGGUUGGAUCCCUUCAAGCUACAGAGACAAGGGAGUCACUCUGAAUGACACAGCGACAAUAGCUGCUGCCCAGUCUUGCAUGAGCUCUUCUCAAGCGCAGGAUGCUGCGGGAGCAGACGAUGAAUGGAGCGUGGAGAGCAUAACGCUACAGCAGCUGCAUGCUCUUUCGAAUCGCAGCCGGUCAUCCAAGACACAGAGCAAGCGCAACUCCUUCAACGCAGCUUCUGGGACAGCUGAGAAGCCUCCUCCUGCCCAAGUGCCGGCAGGGGAUGAAGGAGAAGAUGUGCGGGCAAUCUUGCAAGAACUGCUGGGAGACUGGGAUCGAGCCCAUCCUGACAUCACGCUGAACCGACGAGGUUUCGCCGAGGAUGAGGUGCUCAGAAAGGCUUCAGUGCCAGCUCAGGUGGCUGCACGUGCAGUCCAGCAGGUAUCUAUGCAACCCACACAGGUGUCAAUGAGCCCCUGUGUUGGAAGACCACAGCGCUCCUUUAAUGAAUCUGGAGGAACGCGAAUAAAGCAGCCGACCUUCAACGUCACAACUUCACCUGGCCCUUCACUUGGGCUUGGUGUUGAUCUCCUAGACGUCCGUGACACUGAACCUGCAACAGUCUGUGCCUCUUCCCCGGUGCACAAAUUGGUGGAACCCCCGCACCUCCUGCAAAGUGCAGCAUUGGCUGCAGAUGACGAUCGCUACAAUGAGGAAGAUGGCGACAGACUGUGGCUUUUGGAUACGGACUUGCCAGUUGAUCGGAAGCUGCACUCUUUUGGCGAGUUCCACGUUGGCAGCAGGGGUAGCAGCUACCUACCUGGAAAGUUGUUGCAGCGUUUGCCCCGCACCUUCAACGAGAGCAUGGAAAAUAUUGCUCAAGAACGCAGAGAGGAAUAUGGGAUGCCGAGAAGCGUGACUGGGCUCGGGCGUGGCUUUCGAGACUGGACUCGACCGGAAAGAGUCAACGCUGACUGGCUCCUCAGCCACCGAGCACGCACCUUCAAUGGCAGCUUGCAGGGCGACCGCUGCGGGAGUUCACCAGUACAGACACCUGCAGGGACCUUCAUUGCAACCCCAACCUGGAGUGAAUCCGGCGAGUUUGCACCUCGUCGUGAUGAUCCUUCCAGUCCUCUCUACGUGCAGGCAACACCACAAAGAUGGGCAAGUGAACACUGCCAGGAGAUGUCGCAGUCAUCAGAACUUCCAUGUCAAGGUGCACACUACCAGUACCAUCCCGGCUUCGGGCUCCUUGGGCCAGAGCAAGCUGCUUUCCUUGGGAUGUUCGCUUCCAACAAAUGA
Messenger RNA from Cladocopium goreaui, 2328 nucleotides. NCBI's taxonomy places the organism in Eukaryota, Dinophyceae, Suessiales, Symbiodiniaceae. The record is from the annotation of a GenBank genome assembly.